GGGCCCCAACCCGGACAUCCGAGCCCGGCCCAGGCCGCACUUUCGCUUUGCACCGCGGGGCCGGGCGCGGGCAGGGCGGGCAGGGCUGCCCCGGGGCUGUGCCCGGGGGUGCGGGCAGCGGGAGCAGCGGGAGCAGCGGGCUCGGUGCUCUCUCGCCCGAGGAAGGAGAGCAGGGUGUCCGGCACAGCCCGGCCGGCAUGCGGACGGGCCUGCUCGGGGCGCUGGGCUGGAGCGCGGCGGCCGUGCUGGGAGUGCUGGGGGUGGCCGCCUUCCUCCUGGUCCUGACCCCGGCCAAGGAUGCUGCCCUUCCGACAAGGAACAAAUACGGGCUGGUGUUCGAUGCUGGCUCCACACACACGGCUCUUUACAUCUACCGAUGGCCUGUGGACAAGGAGAAUGGCACCGGCAUCGUCUCCCAGGUUGAAGCCUGCACCGUGUCCGGACCCGGCAUCUCCAGCUACGCAGACGACCCGGCUGGGGCUGGAGCCAGCCUGAAGCCCUGCCUGGACAAGGCCAUGAAGAUCGUCCCGAUAGAGCAGCAGCGGGACACCCCCACCUACCUGGGGGCCACAGCGGGGAUGCGGCUGCUGAGGGAGCAGAACAGCACCAAGGCCGAUCAGGUCUUCGCUGAGAUCACCAAAGCCAUUGGCGAGUACCCCGUGGACUUCCGCGGAGCUCGGAUCCUGACGGGGAACGAGGAGGGUUCCUUUGGCUGGAUCACUGUCAACUACCUCCUGGAGACCCUUGUCAAGUUCUCCUUCACAGGCCAGUGGACCCACCCACCGGCAGAAGAUUUAGUGGGCGCUCUGGACCUUGGUGGGGCUUCAACCCAGAUCACAUUCCUUCCUGGGACCACCACAGAAGACAGCAGCACAAGAGCCCUCCUUCGGCUGUACGGGACCAACUACUCCAUUUACACCCACAGCUACCUCUGCUAUGGGCAAAAGCAAGCCCUGAAGAUGCUGGUGGCAUCCUUACACCAGGGCAACCUGUCUUCCCAGCACAUAUCACACCCCUGCUACCCCAGCGAAUACCAGGAGAACGUCACCACAGCAGAACUCUACAACAGUCCCUGUGUCCAUGCACCAAACACAUCCAGCCCUGCGCAGGUCCUCACGGUGACGGGGACAGGGGACCCAGUGGCGUGCAGCAUCGCUGUCCAGAAACUCUUCAACAUCAGCUGUGGGGCCAACAGGACAUGCGGGUUCAACGGGGUUUAUCAGCCACCUGUGCGGGGACAGUUCUUUGCCUUUUCAGGGCUUUAUUACAACCUUCACUUUCUGAACCUGACUGGAGUGCAGUCCCUGAGCACAGUCAAUGCCUCUAUCUGGCAAUUCUGCAACAGCAGCUGGGAGAAGGUGCGGAAGGAGUUCCCCACCAUGAACAGGACCCACCUUCGCGAUACCUGUGCAGCCAGCACCUACACCCUCAGCCUUCUCCUGCAAGGCUACAAAUUCAAUGACACAACAUGGCCUAACAUCCACUUUGUCCAGCAGGUCGCUAAUGUAGACGUGGGCUGGACUCUGGGCUACAUGCUCAAUCUCACCAACAUGAUUCCCUCAGAGACUCCCCAGAGAGUCAUAGGGCUCCAGAGAAGCAACUGGAUUGCAGCCACAGUUUUACUGGCCGUCAUGCUCAUCCUCAUCUUCUGCCUGCUCACAGUCACAUGCUGCCAGAAAAACCUCUCCGGUUAUGAGAGGGUUUAGCAGCACUGGCUGCAGAGGCUGCUGGAGCCACUUAGCCCUGCUGCUGCUCUGGUGUGAGGAGCUGCAGGAGGAAUUGUCCUCACCUGUCCAGGAGCUGGGACUUGCAAUGUGGGGCACCUGUGUGGGGCAGCCUGCUGAGCUGGAACCGUCACAGGCUUUAAAAAAUCCUCCCUGUA
This is a messenger RNA of Columba livia (rock pigeon), 1882 nucleotides long. RefSeq names its product ectonucleoside triphosphate diphosphohydrolase 8. Gene Ontology annotation, molecular function: hydrolase activity. NCBI's taxonomy places the organism in Eukaryota, Metazoa, Chordata, Aves, Columbiformes, Columbidae. The record is from RefSeq and is a predicted model, not a curated record. The coding region runs from base 198 to 1706 and encodes 502 amino acids. The transcript has 10 exons. Gene Ontology annotation, cellular component: plasma membrane.